Messenger RNA from Rotaria sp. Silwood1, 261 nucleotides. The record is from the annotation of a GenBank genome assembly. NCBI's taxonomy places the organism in Eukaryota, Metazoa, Rotifera, Eurotatoria, Philodinida, Philodinidae.
AUGGAAGUAGGUGCAGCCGAUGGAAUCCUGAGUGCGGUCGAACGUCGAUGGAUCAUCGGUUUUGCUAAUGCUACUGGAUGUCCACAAGUGGUGUUAGACCAAAUUCAAAAUUAUCAGCCAAAAGAUGGAUUUCGAGCAGCUGGUGCCGAUGGUGAACUUUAUCCAAAAGAAUUGGAAGCUAUCUAUGCUCUUGGCAAGGUACUGGGUGCUGAAGAAGAUCAAAUAAAGCAACUGUAUGAACUGUACACAGAAGAACAAUGA